Haemonchus placei is the source of this 417-nucleotide messenger RNA. NCBI's taxonomy places the organism in Eukaryota, Metazoa, Nematoda, Chromadorea, Rhabditida, Trichostrongylidae. The record is from the annotation of a GenBank genome assembly.
AUGAGCGGUCGUGGACACAUAAUGCAAGCGUUAGCAUGCAUAGCCCUACUGGUAUUAUGUAUGAAACAGUGUCAGUGCUCGGUGGUUUUUGACCCUGGUAAUGUGAGCUCACACCUGUCUGCCAAAACCGAUGACGGUAGAACAGGUCACUCCAAUUACGUGCGAUCAAACUUAUCUAGCAAAGCGGAAGGAACCUUGCUGUAUAUACCUGGGAGAGUCAGCUAUGAGCAAGUUGAACAGAUGCAAAAGUUCGCGAUAGGUAUUCUGGGCAAAAUCGGCGGUACCACUGUAGACAAUGUAUCUAAACCAUUAUUCGCCUACGUGAACAUGACAGCACAGGACAUAGACGACAACCUUAGAACCGAUGAUGGUCAGAAGGUUCGACAGAAUUCACUACUCAUCUGUCCCAAGUUUUAG